This is a messenger RNA of Marchantia polymorpha subsp. ruderalis, 4120 nucleotides long. NCBI's taxonomy places the organism in Eukaryota, Viridiplantae, Streptophyta, Marchantiopsida, Marchantiales, Marchantiaceae. The record is from the annotation of a GenBank genome assembly.
AUGCAUCGGGAUCCAAUACAAAGCGCACACCCACAGGGAAGAGAGCUAGAGCGUAUGCGAGAGAAGUUCUGGGUUAGAUCUCCUCGACUUCGAGGACAGUCUUAUUAGAUGAUGGUUCGUAAUAUCAGAUUGCAUACGGAUCUGCAAGCAGGAAAAGAAUGAGUAGUCGGCGAGGUGGUUUGUCGAGUGAGGGUUGGAGAAUAGUUUCCUCCGGAGUAAGAAUUGUGGAGCGCUAGGAAGAUUUUUCUUCGACUGGUCAGAAUCAGAUCACAUGUUCUAUCAGCGAGGAAAGCUUGAACGCUCGGGAGUGGGAUUUUGUAUUGCAGGGUUGCCGUGUCAGCGAGAGGAAGUAGAUCCACGUUGCGCUCGAACUUCGCAAGAACCUUCGGAAGCGAGCGCCAGUAAUCUUACAUCGUGAUAUAUCCGGCUGAAGGCAAGAAAGACGGAAAUCAGCUCAGGGUAGGACUCGGAGUCCAAUUGUAAGAGAAGUGGCAUGUCUGUCUCAGUAGGAUGUGUACUCUGGGCCAGAUGUAUGUGUUGCAGGCCUCCACGUUCAGUCAGUAAAAUUCAAGAGGGCGCCUUCAAGUUGUCUCACCGCAGAUGCUGAUCUCGCUAAGUACAAGCGGACAUUUACUGGAGACUUGGCCAUUCAUCUCUACGUUUCAUGAUCAAUGGGCAAUAAUCAAAAGAAAGAUUGGCAUACAACCCAGUAACUUCCGUAAAAUUGGCUGCAGAAAUCAACCCAAUGGUUGUCACCAGCAACAACACAGACUGGGUAUCCAAGCUCUCAAAGAUUCUGUUCUUGAAUUGCCAAUUUACUUUCAUUGAAGUGAAAGGUUCAACUCUCCUGGCCUAUUCGAGGUGACGCUCAAUCUUCAACAACCUCUGAGGUUGUUAUGUGAUACGGGAUUUGAUCAAUGGACAAGAUGUCAGCUCCUGGUUCGAAGGAAAUACAGGAAUAUGAAUCCGAACUCCUGGCUGCCUUGGAGAUCAACUUAAGUGUAGAUCUCAUUGGAGCUGCCAAACGCCAGCUGAGCUUUCUCCGUGCGGUGCAUUGUGUUCCAGGUCUACACCGAGGUCCUGCAGUACUUCUCGCCAUCAAAAGAUACUACAAUUUCUGGAUGCCUUUAGCAGCUGAGUGCUUCCAGCGAGGGAAGAGAGCUAAUUGGGAAGGAAGCAAAGCUCUUCUUCCGUCAUUCGACGUACAAUGGGUUUGGCACUGCCAUCGCCUCAACCCGAUGGCUUACCGGAAAUAUUGUUCCACGGUCUUUCAUGAAGUGAUUGAUUUUCCAAUGUUGAGUGACGCUGAGAGCGAGGCUUCCGCCCGCGAUCGAUGUCGUAAGCUUUGGAUAAAGCGCUAUCCAAAGGAGCCGUUUGAUAUAUUGCCUCAAAUCCGCAAGCUCGCUACCGGUCAAGUAUACCCCAUAGACGAGCAGAGCGACGACAACAAUGAGGAAGAUGAGGCGGAAGAGAAUCAGUUGGUUUCAGCUAUCGCCAGGCAAAGUUCAUUCUAUUUCCAGGUCUCUCAACCGUACAUGUGGGACGAGAGAUUUCUCCGAGCGGCUUUGCAGCGUUACAAAUGCUUUCUGCAUAUACUCCGUAAGUCGGAGGGGAAAAUUCUUUGCGUUCCGACUUAUGAUAUUGACCUCAUGUGGCAUUCUCAUCAGCUUUCACCACUGGCUUACGCCAACGAUACUCACGCCCUACUGGGUUGUGUUAUGGAUCAUGAUGAUACUCUUGAGAAAGGCCCAAACACGAAACUUGACCAGGGAUUUCAAGACACUGCCCGACUGUGGGAAAAUACUUUCGGACAGCCUUAUGAAAAAGCCGGUUCAAUGUCACGAGGAACGCAACCGCUGAGUCCCACGCCUCUACCUUCCGAUGAUGGCGGAUUCGAACGCGUACCCGUAGCCUUACCUUGGAGUUAUCAACCGAAAGACGUAAAUCAAUACCUCAAGAUUCUCAGUCCAAGAUACGUCGUGGAGGUGUGCCUACUGAUCAAGAGCGCCGUCGGUGAUAUAUCUUUGAAGGAAGGAGGUGACCUCUUCCUUCGCUUGAAAGCUCUAGAUGCACACAAGCUUAUGAAACUGGACAUUCCGUUAUUUCCUGGUAUCCGACAACCACAGUGGCAGAAAUUAUGGCUGCUACAGUGCGAAGUGAGUACCAGAGGGGUGAUUCUCGAGCUUAGAUGCCACGUUCGCAGUUGUUUCAAAUCUUUGGCAACGACCACUAAACUGGGAGAAUCAGUUCUGAGUUGGCAAGAAUUACAAGAGUCUUCGUUGCUUUCAGUGGAUCGAGUGUUCCAACUGAAAGACAAGAAGAGACAACUUUUUCAUGAUAAUCACGCCUUGUCACAAGGCGCUGCCUUAAGGCUCGGAGCAUCAAUCACACCCUCUGUUCCUGCACCUUAUCUGCUCAAAUCUGUUCCUGAUAGAGUAACAGAUGAUCAGGGAGAAAUGAUUUCAACCUUGUACCUCAGAAUGCGGAGGAACCAGCCUCAAGAGGGGCGCUGGAUGUCAAGAACAGUCCUUGAUCAUAGAGGCAAAGAAUGCUUUGUCAUACGCAUCAGGGCCGCCAAAGGCAUAUGGAGAAAAGGCAAAGAUCGGCCAGUAGGGGUAGAUUGGAACGAGAGGGUUAUCCAUAUUUGCGAAGGCGGCUGGAAUUAUAUAUCAGGAUUUAUUGGAAAAGCACCUGUGAAAGUUGUCGGAACGGCUAUCCCAUUUGCUGAUGAUCUCGGCCAGUACAAGCUCAGGUGGUCUCUGUCGUCAGGCGAGAUGCUCACAAUCUCGCGACCCAUGGAGGAGCUAAAUUGGGAAAGUAACCUCAUAUUUUCCCUCGAUGGUUCCUCACAUGGAUUGGUACGCUUGCUCAAUGGAAGGAAGUUAGCGUACCAGGUUCCAGGCGCUACAGCAGACGAUGAAGAGGGCUUUGUGACACUCGUGCGCCAUACACCUGAUGCUCCUCAAGGGAAAGCGACAGCGUUGUUCAACUGGAAGCUCUCGGCAAUGGAGAUAUAUCCGGAAGAAGAUGUUCUGCUUGUCCUUCUCCUGUGCACUAGCACUUUGAGAUCCGUGGCCGAUCUGGGAGGGAAAAACUAUGAGAAUCUAUACGCGCGAAGAAGGGCAAAAGAAACCAAACCAGGCUUGAAAGAUUGGGGCUCUGUGGUUAUCGAGAAUCCGAGGUCUCAGUCAAAUCUGAUGUUGUGGUAUGUGAAUCCGGGGAACGUUUUGUCUUCAGAGGAAGGUGCUCCAAGCACUGGGGUCUUGGGUUCGAAUGAUGCUGCUGAUGGUUGUGGUAACUGUGCCUCAAGCUGUGGAGUCGGAGUUGACUGGGAAGGGGGCAAAUCUUUUGCUGAGGAAACGUCUAGUUAUGUCGGUUUUGGCGGGGGCAUUGGAGGGAGGCAGGAUCGACGAACUGGGAGUGGUGUGCAGCUGGAAGGGAUAGUUAUAAAAACUUGAAACCCCUCGCUUUAGGCCGGCGUACGAUGUACAGACGUGAAAUCAAUUUCGUUUAGUUCUAAUCACUCCUUCAAGUAAGGGGCAGCUCCACCUUCCUCACUUGUACAUCAUCUUACCAUAUUCAGAGACGCGGGAGUGUGCGGAUGUGUUCUUGUUGUUGGUUCCAAGGAAACCGGUACAUGAAAUGCCCUCAUAAGUACAUAGUCACCGUGAUAAGGAUUCGAAUGGCCAGUAGAUAUUAGAUGGUCGAAAUUGAGGAACUGAGGUCUGGCUUCUACUGUCAAUCACUGUAUAGUCAGGGGAGAUAGAAAGCUUCGACUCGGUCGUACAACGGACGAAAGGGCGUCUAACAAGAUCCAGAAAAAAAAGUUUAGGUGGCUUCAGAGGUUUAUUAAAACCAAUACAGCAUCACAUUAGCUUUGUUUCCAAACAUGUAUAUUAGAUAUUCUUUCCGAGCUGAAACACCUAUAGUGAAACCCAUCCACAAUAUUCUGUUUUUUUUCAAAACCAUCCAUCCCAUUUACCACUGUCAAACCAGAAUUUGACACAAAGUUUCAACACUGGAUCGCCCACUGUCACCAAAAUAUAUCUUGAAUGUGUAGAGAUCCAAUUUGCUUUUGUCUGCGGACUCAAGUGUGACUCAAGUAUUAUCUUGCGGAAAU